This is a messenger RNA of Caenorhabditis elegans, 787 nucleotides long. It is a transcript of the gene C16C8.12, whose product is annotated as SKA2 domain-containing protein. The record is from RefSeq and is marked reviewed. The transcript has 3 exons. Lineage: Eukaryota; Metazoa; Nematoda; Chromadorea; Rhabditida; Rhabditidae. Bases 11 to 550 code for a protein of 179 amino acids.
AGAUUAAAAAAUGUCAGAGCCAAACAAUUUGAUGUCCGAAUUCCAAAAGCUCUGCGCUGAAACUUCGAGAAUACAGAAUGAGUUCAGAGAGAUACCCAGCUCUGCGGGGAAUGCACUGCUCAAGGACACUCAGGAGAUGUGCCAGAAGAUUUUGAAGAAACAAGACGAACUUCACGAUGAGAUGAAGCAUGUUCAGGAAAGCUUGAUGUCGGAGUUGAAUUCUGUGAAGAAUGAGCUGAAGCAUGCGAAAUCGAUUAAUGAUCUUAUUGCAAAGAAUGCUGAUAAAAAUCUGGAAACUUUGCUGAAAAUUCAAAAAACUCAAGAUCAAAUUAUGAUGAAGCUUCUGGAAGGAGACGCUAUGGAGAAGAUGGGAGGACUAGUUUUGAAAAAUAUCCCAGACGAGCCUGAAAAGCCUGAAAAGCCUGAAAAGCCUGAAAAUGAAAAUUUCUCGCUCAACAUCAGUCCAGCUGCGUGGAGAGUGGACUGUUUACACCACCGGCAAACUCUACCCGCUUCUGGUUCGCGAAUCGGAUACAAUUCGUAUUAUUAAACUGCGUUUCAACACUCUCGCAAGAAUGUUGUAUGUGGAUACCAGCUCGUUCAGAAUGCUCAUUGAUGAUAAAGUUCUCGAAGACGACCACACUCUCGCCUACUACAACAUCCAAGAAGGCUCAACACUCGGCCUUUUCUCCCGUUAAAUUCUAAUUUUUAUCGAUUUUCCCUUGAAAAAAUGUAAAAAAUGUAUUGUUCCCUUGUCAUUUUGCGAAUAAACAAUUAUUAACUAGAA